Molecule: messenger RNA, 658 nt
Organism: Copidosoma floridanum
Lineage: Eukaryota; Metazoa; Arthropoda; Insecta; Hymenoptera; Encyrtidae
Product: protein THEM6
Source: RefSeq, a predicted model, not a curated record
AUGGAUGGUGAUGGGUUGUGCUUGACGACAGACGUUGACAUAUUCCUCAGUCACAUGAACAACGCCAGGUACGUGAGAGAGCUGGACUUUGCUCGUUCCUUCUUUUACGACCGUUGCGGUAUUUUUCGGGAAAUCAAGAAAAACGGCGGAAAAUUAGUCCAAGGGGCGACCGCCAUACGGUACAGACGGCCCAUGCCUGUUUUUGCCCUCUACAAAAUAACGACGGAACUCAUUUAUUGGGAUGACAAAAAUAUAUACACACAGCAUGAAUUCGUCAAGUUGUCCGACAAAUUUGUACACGCAACGGUGCUGAGCAAACAGAGCAUCGUAGGAUCCGCUAUCCACGUACCCGACAUAAUCGAACAAAUUGAGCCGGGCGCAAUCAGAUUUGAGUUAUCGGAAGAGCUAAGUCUGUGGAUGAAAUCUUUGUCCGAGUCGUCGCUCAAGUUCAAGAGAUUGAGGGAAGAGGAGCUCAAUGUCGAUACCACGGCUUUUUUACAAGAUCCUUGAGGUCAUCGAAGAUCAAUAAUAGUGCAAAUGUACAUGUGAUACGAGUUUUUCUAGAUGUAUAAGUCAUUUAAAUAAUUAAGCUUUCGACGAUUUUAUACUAUUUUACACUGGUAAGCUUUGUACACCCAAUUGACGUACCCCAAUAAAA